This is a messenger RNA of Olea europaea var. sylvestris, 1051 nucleotides long. RefSeq lists its product as uncharacterized. The transcript is spliced from 4 exons. Lineage: Eukaryota; Viridiplantae; Streptophyta; Magnoliopsida; Lamiales; Oleaceae. Gene Ontology annotation, biological process: cytoplasmic translation. Gene Ontology annotation, molecular function: structural constituent of ribosome. The record is from RefSeq and is a predicted model, not a curated record. Gene Ontology annotation, cellular component: ribosome; cytosolic large ribosomal subunit. Bases 231 to 866 code for a protein of 211 amino acids.
UUUCUCCCAAUUCCUGAAGUUAUACGCCAUAUCUAUUUCAGGCUGCAGAUCCGGGAACCGGAGAAUUCGCCAUUGGGAGAAGUAAGCUUUUUCUUCAACAGUUUUAUUGUUUCCACGCUCAUGACGGUGUUCUGCUUCAAAUAUCCAGAUUUGAUAGACAUUUGAAAAUAAGGGUUCGGAGGUUAGGUUUUUACGGAGUUUCUGGACCUCGACGUCUCUAAAAUACUCUGAUGGGAAGAUUUAAGCCAGGCGGUCAGCGUUCAUGUUUGGUUUCUCACAGCUUGUGGUGUGAUUGUGGGGUUCCGAGGGGAAGAAGAGAUCAGCCAUGCCGUCCUCCUUGGCCGAUCCUUGCGACUCAAUACUACUUGAAUGACAACUGGAGCCCAAUUUUACCUGUAGAGUUCGUCAAAAAGGUUAGAGGGAGAAAUUUGAGGAGACUAGAACCUAAGGAGGAGGAUGAUGGUGAGCUCACUGAGCUGGAGGACACAAAGGAUGAAGAAGGCAAUGACACUGAGGCUCCGUUUUCAGAAUUUGCUGGUAAAAAGAAAAAAAAGGCUAAGAAAGAUGGAAGCAAUAAUGCAUUGAGUGCUUCAAGUUUUGGUUUACUUGGAGAAGGAGAUGACGAGGAUAAUGAAGAUUCAGGAAUAACAAAGAGAAUAUUGAUUAUGAAAAAUCAGGAUGCUGAAGUAGCAGGUUUUGCACCUUGUGAGAAGCAAAUUACUGAGCUUCUUAAAGUUGGAAAGGAUGAGAGAGCACCGAAAGCGGGGAAGAGGAAGUUGGGCACCCACAAGAGAGCAAAGAAGCGUGAAAAGAUGGCAUUUGUUCUCCGGAAUAUGAGGGCUGCUGGAGGUGGAGAAAAGACGUAAACUGCUACACUUGGAUUUCUUAGGAGAGUUUCGCCGUUUACGAAAAUCGGAGAAAAGAUUUGAGUUGUUUAGCCCCUUUAUUUAGUUAAACUGGAGAUUGUAGUUUUGAUUUGACCGUUUGGAGAAGGUUGUUGAUGAGACUAGUUUUUUGUUGAAGGUUUUGCCAACGGUAUUUUUUUACUUGA